This is a messenger RNA of Paramuricea clavata, 327 nucleotides long. Lineage: Eukaryota; Metazoa; Cnidaria; Anthozoa; Malacalcyonacea; Plexauridae. The record is from the annotation of a GenBank genome assembly.
AUGGCAGCUUGUGAACGGAAGAGAAAAAGCCGAAUGUUGAAAAAACAGAAAGAAAUGGAAAAUGCAGGCAGUUCAUCAACAGAAACUGUGGGCAGUUCUUCAAUGCCAACGGAAACUAAUAAUACGAGCCCAUCAAACUAUCAGCCAUUCAAGAGACCGCAGUCACUUGGCAAAGCUAUCAAAAGGUCAAUUCGAUCUUUGCCACAGUCACCUAGAAAGAGACAAGCUGUUGUCAGUGGCCUAGCGAAACGUUUUGGUGUGGAUUUGGAAAAAGAGAUGGAAGCAUCAUUGUCAACAACAAGUGGGAACAAUGGUCUUGCAGAAGAA